CUUGGACCCAUCGCAUCGCAUCGUCUCACAUUACAUCGCAUCGCAUCUGAUCGUCCAGCCCAGUAUGGCAGACUCAAGCAAAGGUUCCACGGCCGCAGGACCCACUCAGCAACAGCAACAACAGCAGCAGCAGCAGACGAGCGCCCAGCAGGUCACCAGUAAGGAUCUUCCCUCCUUGGGAGCAUUGGAUGAGGAUGACGAGUUUGAGGAGUUUGAGGUCCAAGACUGGGACGACGCCCACACCCUCUCCUCCGCAGCCAGCAAGUCCAGCAGUACCAGUAACUCUACAAAUGCUCUAACAAUGGCUGGUGGUGGCUCAGGCGGUUUUGGAAGUGGAGUUGAUGGGAAAGAUCAAAAGAAUGCUGGAACGGGGGAUCAUCUUUGGGAGGAUAAUUGGGAUGAUGAUGAUAGGGAGGAUGAGUGGAGUACGAGCUUGAAGGAGCAUUUGGCUAGUUGAGAGGGAGGCACGAAGUCAGAGGUGUAGAGCAUGAGGACCUUAAUUGGUGAGGCUGAUAGAUCACAACACAUCUCAAUAGCGCUUUCAAAAUUCUAUACGAUUACAAUGACAAAACAAACCACGGACCACCGUCAAACAGUUUCCUCGAUCUCGUCUGCAGGUCAGAACCCCUUGUCCCUCCUACCACUCUUCACAGCGCUCCUCUGCGACUUGACCUUCUUCAGCUUGCCCUUCUCCCGAGCAAUUAACCGCUGCACCUUCUCUUUCUGGAGCAGAGGGGUAGGGUUGAUCAGAUCGGCCGUUGCGUGCUGGUG
This is a messenger RNA of Microstroma glucosiphilum, 771 nucleotides long. RefSeq lists its product as hypothetical. The coding region runs from base 65 to 457 and encodes 130 amino acids. NCBI's taxonomy places the organism in Eukaryota, Fungi, Basidiomycota, Exobasidiomycetes, Microstromatales, Microstromataceae. Gene Ontology annotation, cellular component: proteasome complex; proteasome regulatory particle, lid subcomplex. Gene Ontology annotation, biological process: proteasome assembly; mRNA export from nucleus; double-strand break repair via homologous recombination. The transcript has 3 exons. The record is from RefSeq and is a predicted model, not a curated record.